AUGGCCUGCUGUUUUAAUUACAAAUUUGUGCUCAAUCUAUGUAACUUUUUGUUUCUGAUAUGUGGCUUGCUGCUGGUGGUAUCAGGUCUAUACAUCUUCUCCGAUAACAAACGCAUUCUGCUCUCCAGACUCUUGGCCGCAUCCAGCGAUCGGUUGAGCUCACUUCCGCAGCCGCUGCUUUUCUAUAUAGCACUGGGUGUGGCGAUUGCGGGAUUUGUGGCUACUCUGGCUGCCGUCGUGGGUUUCUGGGCCAGUUGCCUUCACACCUACUGCUUUCUGACCAUAUACUUCCUGAGCGUGGUGGUGCUGCUCCUGACCGAAUCGGUGUUGUGCCUGGCCAUCACAUUGUGGCCUCAUUGUCUGGGCAUCAGCCUGGAUGAAACGCAGAUGGUGCGAUCCUUGCAGAGCAACUAUGGCGUUCCGGGGCAGGAGCAGUUCACCAAUGCCGUGGAUUUGGCUCAGGUUCGGUUCGGCUGCUGCGGGAUGAGAAGUUCCUUGGACUACGACACAUCGUUGUGGAGAUUACAGGGCUAUGGACAGAGGAAUUGGCCUGUGCCGCUCAGUUGCUGUGUCCUGGAAAAUGCGGAUCAUGGCGUGGCAUAUCUGGACCCCAAGCCGGCCAAUGAAUCGAUGUGUCAGUCUCUGGAGCGAUUGUCCUACGAAAGGGAGCGCCACACAGAGUCCUGUCUGCCCCAUCUGGACAACUGGUACCGCGAACAGUACAGCAUCUUUCUGGGCGCCAGUCUAAUACUGGCCCUGAUUGAGUUUUGUGUUCUACUCGCUAUCAUCAUGAGCUGCACCGGACUUGCCUCGCAGAGGGCUUUGCUCAGGAAACCUGUUCAGGAAGUGCGAACUCAAAAAGUAAAGUCGCGACAAACCCUCAUCGAGAACAUAUACGAACCGGAUGUUGAACUGCGCGAAAAUUCCAGUCACAGUGCAGACGGAAUAUAUCUGGGACCAGCUAGCCGACAUGUCAGCAGUGAGGACUUCAAGGAGUUGUAUAUUAAACCGAGAGACUUGUACAAACAACAUAAUCUAAGACCAAGCCCAGCCAGCCGUCCAACACAAAUGAGGAAUUAUUUGGUAUAA
Molecule: messenger RNA, 1089 nt
Organism: Drosophila santomea
Lineage: Eukaryota; Metazoa; Arthropoda; Insecta; Diptera; Drosophilidae
Gene: Tsp68C
Exons: 2
Coding region: 1-1089 (362 amino acids)
Cellular component (GO): membrane
Source: RefSeq, a predicted model, not a curated record